This is a messenger RNA of Pelobates fuscus (common spadefoot toad), 1078 nucleotides long. RefSeq lists its product as uncharacterized. Lineage: Eukaryota; Metazoa; Chordata; Amphibia; Anura; Pelobatidae. The transcript has 2 exons. The record is from RefSeq and is a predicted model, not a curated record. Gene Ontology annotation, molecular function: oxidoreductase activity. Bases 46 to 921 code for a protein of 291 amino acids.
CCGCCCCUAACCAUGUGACUAUCACACGGCGCGUACAGCUGGGGAAUGGAGAGACCGGCAGCUUUACCAAGCUCAGUGAACCUAAACAAUGGCAUUACAAUGCCACUUCUUGGCCUGGGCACUUUUCGCUUACGUGAGCUCCAGAAUAUCACCAAGGCAGUGGAUGCUGCCCUAGCAUGUGGCUAUCGCUCGUUUGACACUGCCUGCGUCUACCGAAACGAAGCAGAUCUAGGUUGUGCCUUGCGCCAGCUUCUGCCUGUUCACGGAUUGACACGCUCCGAUAUUUUCAUUACCAGCAAGUUGGCACCUGCUGAUCUAGGUCAGAAUGCACGGGAAGCCUGUCUGCAGAGCUUGAAGGAAUUGGGGUGUGAAUACCUGGACCUUUAUUUGAUACACUGGCCAGGCAGGCAAGGUUGGCGGAGUGAUGAUGCCCGAAAUGUAGAAGCAAGAAAAGAGGCUUGGAAAGCCAUGGAAGACCUAUAUGAUGCUGGCCUUAUAAAAGCAAUUGGUGUGUCCAACUACACAGAACAUCAUUUGACACCACUGCUGGCAUCAUGCCGUGUGAAGCCUGCUGUGUUGCAGGUGGAAUUUCACCCACAGCUCCCACAAACAGACCUGCUGAGCUGGUGCACAGAGAAUGGGGUCCAUCUGCAAGCUUAUUCCUCCUUGGGGUGUGGGAAUUUGUUGGGAAAGGAGGAUGUGAAGAAGGUAGCAAAUGUUUACAGGAAAACACCCUCACAGGUACUCUUACGCUGGGCACUAAGGCAAGGUGUUGGGGUUAUUCCAAAAUCCUCCGAUCCUGAGCGAAUAAAGGACAAUUUUGAUGUUUGGGACUUUGACCUUACGGAAGAGGAUAUGCAUGAGUUAAGAAUGGAUGGCAAAGAACACAGAUACUGUUGGGACCCUACAGGUGUUGCAUAGUAUAAACAGCAAAAACUAGCACCACAAUAUGUGAUUUAUAAAUAAAUGAUAUCUAAACAUCAUCAAGUACAAGCCCCUGUAACUAACCUGGUAUCUGUAUUUUGUAUGAAAUCUCUGUGUACCGCUACAAUUACAAUACUGCUUUAAAACAGGGUGU